UCUCACGCAACGCCCUUCGCUGCAUUUCGCAACCCGCCGGGCUCCAGUCCGUGCCAGACCCGGUUCCACUCCCCGGUUCGGCAGAGCUGCCGGGAGAACCCCGGGGCCUUGGCAGAGAGCAGCGCAGGCCGGGGAUUAGGGAAGAAGGAACAUUCCUGACGGCGGGGAUCGAGCUCCCGCGGGCGGAUGAAGGACACGGCCCCGCUUCCUGCCUGCCGGCGGAAGGGCUCAGCAGCCCGGCUAACCCACUGACAUCCACCGGAACCGGGGAGUUCGGACCCUCCCGGACCCCCCAUCCCACCCCGGGUAACCUCUGAGCAGCCAUGGAGAGGAUGCAGCAGGUCGUGGGCCGGGCCAGAGCCGCCUUCAACACGGGCCGGUGCCGCUCGCUGGAGUUCAGGAUGCAGCAGCUGAAGGCCCUGGAGCGGAUGGUGCAGGAGAAGGAGCAGGAGAUCCUGGCAGCCAUCAAGGCGGAUCUGCAUAAGUGCGGGCACAACGCGUACAGCCACGAGAUCCUGGGGGUGCUGGGGGAGCUGGCCCUGGCCAUGGACAAGCUGCCAUCCUGGGCAGCCCCACAACCUGUGAAGAAGAACCUCCUGACGAUGCGGGACGAGGCUUAUAUCUACCCUGAGCCCCUGGGAGUGGUGCUGAUCAUUGGGGCUUGGAACUACCCCUUUGUCCUGGUCAUGCAGCCUUUGGUCGGGGCCAUUGCUGCAGGCAAUGCUGUGGUGGUGAAGCCAUCAGAGGUCAGCGAGAACACUGCUCGGCUGGUGGCUGACAUCCUCCCCCAGUACCUUGACCCGGAGCUGUAUCCUGUCGUCACUGGAGGAGUACCUGAGACAACAGCACUGCUGACCCAGAGAUUUGAUCACAUCCUCUAUACUGGCAACUCCAGAGUGGGCAAAAUUGUGAUGGCAGCAGCUGCCAAGCACCUGACCCCCGUAACCCUGGAGCUGGGUGGGAAGAGUCCCUGCUACAUCGACAAGGACUGUGAUCUGGAUGUUGCCUGCAGGAGAAUAACGUGGGGGAAAUACAUGAACUGUGGGCAAACCUGCAUCGCCCCAGACUAUGUCCUCUGUGACCCCUCCAUCCAGGGCAAGGUGGUGGAGAACAUCAAGGCCACUCUGCUGGAAUUCUAUGGGGAGGACGUGAAGUCAUCUCCAGAUUAUGAAAGGAUCAUCAACAAGCAUCACUUCAAGAGGAUCCUGGGCCUGCUGGAAGGGCAGAAGAUCGCUCAUGGCGGGGAGACUGAUGAGGCCUCCUGCUUCAUAGCACCGACCAUCCUGACUGACGUUUCUCCAGAGUCAAAGGUGAUGGAGGAGGAAAUCUUUGGGCCAGUGCUUCCUAUUCUGCCUGUGAGGAGCGUGGAUGAAGCCAUUGAGUUCAUCAACCGUCGGGAGAAGCCUCUGGCCCUCUAUGUCUUCUCCAACAACAAGAAGUUAAUCAAAAGAGUCAUCUCGGAAACCUCCAGUGGGGGUUUCACUGGAAAUGAUGUCAUCAUGCACUUCUUCCUCUCAACUUUACCCUUUGGUGGUGUUGGUAACAGUGGGAUGGGUGCCUACCAUGGCAAGCACAGCUUUGAGACCUUCUCCCACCUCCGUGCCUGUCUGAUUAAGGACCUGAAGAUGGAGGGUUCAAACAAACUCCGGUACCCACCUGGCAGCCAGAAGAAGGUGGACUGGGCCAAGUUCUUCCUCUUGAAGAAGUUUAACAAGUGUAGAAUUGGACUGACCAUCCUGGCCCUUCUGGUGGUUGUGGCAGCAGUGGUGGCAAAGAAUCACCAGUCUGUGCUGAAGAGAAAAGCCCUCUUGAUUGUGCUGGCUGUUCAGAGGCUGGGCUGGCGCAGUGUGUGGUAAGGAGGAGCAGGUUUCAGAGCACUGCUGUGGCUGUCACGGUGAGAUAGUUUACUACUGACCAGAGGAGAAGGCACCCUGUGCAAGUCAUACUCUGAGCGCUUACUUUGCGACUGUUUCCUUAAGCUGAGAAGUCUUUUUUUUUUUUUCCUUUGUACUGGGUUAUUUCAGUGAGCUGUCGAGCACGGAGCAGCCUUGGAGAGGCACUAACCAAGAGAAGGCUCGGACACCUGUUUACUAACAGCCAUGCUGAAACAGAGGGACCAGAGGGUACAAGCUCUCAAAAGGAGGACUGCAGAGCCAGAAAUACCAGUCCCUACCUCCACCCAACACCGUGCUGCUUCCAGGGAUGUGCACACUGUGCCUUGCACCCAACCACUUGCCUUCCUUCAGUGACAAACUAGCAGAAGCUUCAGCUGUGAUUGGGUUGGCAGUGUUUCCCCUGCAGUUUUUGGACAGUCUCUUCUUCUGUUGUGCUCCGAACUACCACCCCUCUUGGUGACAAGUCUGGGACAGGCUGAUGGGUGUCACCAGUAUGCACAAACCUACUUAGGUUCCCAUUUGCUAUUUAAUCAAGGUGAAAUCUUCAUGGACCCUAGGAACAGAAUCGUCCACAGCUGGUCAGGAGAUGCAGGCUCAUGCCCCUGUUGGGGCUCUGGGUUUCGUUGUGUGCCUGUAGCAGUUAUUUGGCAGUUAGAAAAUUACACAGCUGAUAGCUCUGCUGGCUGUGUUUGCUGAUAAGGGUAUCCUGUGGUCAUACAAAAAAUAAGAAAAAUCAAUCCAGGCUUGGUUAGAGAAGUGGGAAUCACAGCAAGUUAUGGAAUAGCCCAGGUGGGCCAAGUCCUAGACAGCUACUCGCUCACUCCCCCAGUGGGACAGGGAGGAAAAUCAGUAGGGUGAAAAUGAGAAAACUUGUCAGCUGAGGUAAAGUUUAACAGGUAAAAUGAAACCUGAGUGGGCAGGCAAGCAAACUAAGGAAUUCAUUCACCACUUGCCCUCCACAGGCAGAUGUUCAUCCAUCCCCAGGAAAGCAUCAUCACACAUGACUUGAUAAGCUGGAUGCCAUAACUUCCAGUGUCCCCUCACUUCAUCUUCUUUACCCACCAGCUUUUAGCACUGACCAUGUCAUGCAGUCAGAAAUAUCCCUUUGGUAGGUUGGGGUCAGUUCUCCCAGCUGUGUCCCUUCCCACUUCUUGCUACCCCCAGCCCACAUUGAGAAACAGAGACCUCAGUUCUGUGCAAGGGACUGUUUGGCAACAACAGAAACAUGGAGGUGUUCCUAUGUUUUAGUCACAAAUCACUGUGGAGAAACUUAGUGACUAUGAUGAAAAAGAAAACUUUAUCCCAGCCCAAACCAGUACAAACCCAUUCCUGCUCAGAUUCCUCUAAGAGCAAACAAUUAUCAAAAGAGUGUGAACUCCUUCGUGUUCCAGCUUCUGGGUCUGCUAUAAUCUUGCACUGGGAGAUAAUUCUGGGGGCUUGUUCUAGCUUGGGCAGAGGAUGCCAGAGAAAUUUAAGGUGGAAGGACCUUAGAAAUACUGAUUUUCAAAAAGAUAAAUU
Messenger RNA from Calypte anna (Anna's hummingbird), 3413 nucleotides. RefSeq names its product aldehyde dehydrogenase 3 family member A2 (gene ALDH3A2). The transcript has 13 exons. The record is from RefSeq and is a predicted model, not a curated record. Bases 324 to 1856 code for a protein of 510 amino acids. NCBI's taxonomy places the organism in Eukaryota, Metazoa, Chordata, Aves, Apodiformes, Trochilidae. Gene Ontology annotation, biological process: aldehyde metabolic process. Gene Ontology annotation, cellular component: cytoplasm. Gene Ontology annotation, molecular function: aldehyde dehydrogenase (NAD+) activity.